Caenorhabditis bovis is the source of this 789-nucleotide messenger RNA. The record is from the annotation of a GenBank genome assembly. Lineage: Eukaryota; Metazoa; Nematoda; Chromadorea; Rhabditida; Rhabditidae.
AUGUUCCGCAAGCCUAACGACGACGAUGACGACUAUUCUGGGCGAGUGGUAAAAGCGAAAAGAAUAUCGGAAAAGUAUGCUAAAAAACUGGGAAGAGAAUUCACAGCCGGAAAGGAUUUCGUUACGGCGAGCACGAAAUCUCAGGUAGAAUUUUAUGGGAAUCAGCAAGUCAAACAUGCGGACAGCAACGACAGCAAAAGCGAGUCCACCACAUUAACAGAAGACGAGCGAAACAAGAUAUCCGCAAAAAUUCUGAAAGCCGAGCUUAAAGGCGAUACCGAUUUGGUGAAGAAAUUAAAAAGAAAACUGGAAUCCGGAAAAUCUGAUUAUUCGGAACCACCGAGGUCUCGAACCAAAGAAGUUGUGAUGAUGAGGAGAGAUCGCGAAGGCAACGUUCUUCCGGCAAGUAGCAGUAGUCGUCGGGAUUCUGAUAGGCACGGUGAAGGUUCGUCGAGAAUGCGUCGUGAAUACGAGAAGUCGCAAAAUCUGGAUGAUAUGCUUCGAGAAGAGAAGACUGGAACUGCUAAAGAUCAGUUAAGGCUAUUCGAGAGGUCCAUAGUUAAAAGCUCGAAAAUCCGAAGACACGACGAUGAAAGUCUCGACGACAUCGCGGAAAUGCAAAAAGGUCGAAAGAAAGCCGACGAGAAGGACAAGAAAAAACGCGAGCGAGAAGCUAAUGUUCUAAUAAUUAAAGAAAAGGUGAAAAUGUGUCCGGACAAGUCCAUUGAGCGAGGAAUUCGUAACACUCUUACUAACUAUUGGCUCUCGCCAAGGCUGAAUGGAAUGUAG